UUUGUCAAUUAGGGUUCCGGCACCGGCUAGCAAUCGGAAACUGCUCUUCUACUUGUGUUUUCCGACGAAAGCCAACGGAGGCGUGAUCUAUCAUUAAGAAGACAACUAACUGAGCUUCUCAUUAUGGCCGAAGAACAAAUUGUAGGUUCAGAAAUGAAAGGGGAAAUGAAGCCAUGGGAGCAACAUUCUUCUGUAAUUACUCUCCCUCGUUUUGAUUAUAAAGCUCCUUCAUCCCUCCUACAACAUUCUCAUUCUGGAUUCCUUGUCACCUGUCCCUUCAAAAGAGAGAAGAGUGCCACAAAGGAAGCUAUCUCCAUUCUUCAGAAGUAUAUUGAUAUUUGUAGUGGCUGCAACUCCGAAGAUUUGAAUAGAAAUGACAUAGAUGUAGCAUCUAAGAAAAGGAAAAUUUGCGUUGAUGAUGCUGGAGUGAACUUGGAAGAUGAUUCAUGUGUGUCAGACAAGACCAUAAAAAAUGUUUCAGCUCUAUCACUUGUGAAGCUAAUAAGGAGUGGUUUGCUUCUCUUUACGCUCCCACAAGAAAACUCUUGUGAUGUUGUCCAGAUUGUAUCAGCUAUUGAUAAUGCUCUUGAAUCUGGAAGCUUGAGUCCGCUUCUUUGGUGCAACCGCAUUUUCCCAAUCCAAACAACUUCUUGCCUAAACGAAAAGGAACUUCAUGAUACAGUUACAAAGCUCGUAAAAAAGUUUGUAAACGGUAGACAGAUGUCUUCCCAACCUAUUAUGAAGUUUGCAGUUGGGUAUAACAGAAGAGGAUUUGAUGAAAAGGAAAGGAAAUCUUCGAAAAACACUUCAAUAGAAACCGAGGAAUUAUCUUUAUUAGACAGAAAUAAGUGUUUUUCUAUCGUGGCUGGCGCUGUUAAGGAUGUGGUCUCUGAUGCUGUUGUAGACUUAGUAAAUCCAGAGUUAUCGGUUUUAGUUGAACUGCUGCCUGUUUCUGGUCUACCCACUGGGAAUUUGGUGGUUGCUGUCUCGGUUCUUCCUCGAACUCUUGUCACGACCAAACCGAAACUUUGUAUUAAGGCUCUUUUGGUCUCUGAUGAUGUUAAGAAGGGUGAUGUGAAGUAGGGUUUGAAGACAAUAGUUAUAGACUAGACACUACCUAAAAGAUUACCCAUAUUGUUUUUGUUUGCUACAAGCCUAUUUAUUUUGUACUUUUGGAAUUUUAUUUUUUUGGUUUUUGUAAUAGAAUUGUGAUAUAUUUGU
Messenger RNA from Impatiens glandulifera, 1221 nucleotides. RefSeq lists its product as uncharacterized. Gene Ontology annotation, biological process: tRNA modification. The transcript is spliced from 7 exons. Lineage: Eukaryota; Viridiplantae; Streptophyta; Magnoliopsida; Ericales; Balsaminaceae. Gene Ontology annotation, molecular function: RNA binding. The coding region runs from base 124 to 1083 and encodes 319 amino acids. The record is from RefSeq and is a predicted model, not a curated record.